Messenger RNA from Panicum hallii, 777 nucleotides. RefSeq names its product pectinesterase inhibitor-like. Gene Ontology annotation, molecular function: enzyme inhibitor activity. Bases 1 to 777 code for a protein of 258 amino acids. The transcript has a single exon. Gene Ontology annotation, biological process: negative regulation of catalytic activity. The record is from RefSeq and is a predicted model, not a curated record. Lineage: Eukaryota; Viridiplantae; Streptophyta; Magnoliopsida; Poales; Poaceae.
AUGGACAUGGCUCGCCCCGUCGUCGCGCACCUCUUCUUCCUCCUCCUCCUCGUCUCCACCGCGCCGGCCGUGCGGACCACCCCGGAGGCCGGCACCAUCCACGAGGCGUGCAACAAGACGCUGUUCCCCAAGGUGUGCCUGCAGGCGCUCAAGGACAACCCCGAGUGCCAGACGGCGACGCCGACGCCGCGGCGGCUGGCGGAGCUGUCCGUGUACGUGACCGCGGAGGUGGGCAUGACGGUGACGGCGUUCGCGCACCACGAGCUCAACGGCAUCAAGGACAACGUCCUGUACAAGUGCCUGGACACCUGCUCCGAGGACAUCGAGGAGGCCGUGGCGCACCUCAGCGCGCUCACCCGCGACCUCACCGACGCCAAGUUCCUCGAGGUCAAGACCUGGCUCGCCUCCACGCUCGGCGGCACCUCCACCUGCGAGGACGCCUGCAAGGACGCGCCCGUCAGCGACAUCAAGAACGCCUGCAUCACCAAGAGCUUCGAGUUCGAGAAGCUCCUGCGCGUCACGCUGGACCUCAUCACCGAGGCCUCGGGCUCCAUGUCCGCCGCGGUCGCGCUGCCGCCGUCGGAGUCGGGCGCCAUGGCCGGCGCGCCGUCGUACGGCGCGGCGGCGCCGUUCGGGGGCCACGGCUCGUCGGCGGGCGCCCCCUCCUACUCCGCGCCCUCCCCUGGCGCGCCACCGUACGGCGCCGGCGGGCCGAGCGCAGGUGCCCCGGCGCCGUCAUCGGGGGCCGGUGCUUCCGACGCCGACGCGACGGCAUGA